Messenger RNA from Pristis pectinata (smalltooth sawfish), 1214 nucleotides. It is a transcript of the gene hsd17b10, whose product is annotated as hydroxysteroid (17-beta) dehydrogenase 10. Gene Ontology annotation, biological process: androgen metabolic process; estrogen metabolic process; fatty acid metabolic process. NCBI's taxonomy places the organism in Eukaryota, Metazoa, Chordata, Chondrichthyes, Rhinopristiformes, Pristidae. Gene Ontology annotation, cellular component: mitochondrion. Gene Ontology annotation, molecular function: estradiol 17-beta-dehydrogenase [NAD(P)+] activity. The record is from RefSeq and is a predicted model, not a curated record.
GAUUGGUCGGGGCCCGGUCGCCGGUGCCCGAGCGAUAAGAUGGCGGCGAUCCGCUCGGUGAAGGGGAUGGUUGCCCUGGUGACGGGGGGAGCCUCGGGGCUCGGCCGAGCCACUGCCGAGCGCCUGGUGCGCCAGGGAGCGAGCGCUGUCAUCGUCGACCUGCCCUCCUCCAACGGGGCCGAGGUGGCCAAGGCCCUGGGGGAGCGCUGCGCCUUCGCACCGGCGGACGUCACCUCCGAGCCGGACGUCAGAGGUGCCAUGGCCCUAGCGAAGGAGAGGUUCGGGCGACUGGACAUCAAUGUCAACUGCGCUGGCGUCGCGGUGGCCGUCAAAACCUACAACUUCAAGAAGGAGGUCGUCCACAGCCUGGAGGACUUCCACAGGGUGAUCAGUGUGAACGUCUGUGGAACCUUCAACGUGCUCCGUCUGGCAGCGGCCGAGAUGGGCAGGAACCAGCCGGAUGCGGAUGGGCACAGGGGCGUGAUCAUCAACACUGCCAGCGUGGCUGCUUAUGACGGGCAGGUCGGGCAGGCCGCCUACGCCGCAUCGAAGGCGGCAUCGUGUCGAUGACCCUCCCCAUCCGCUCGGGACAUGGCCCCCCAGGGGAUACGAGUGGUCACCAUCGCCCCAGGCCUGUUCUCCACCCCUCUGCUGGAGGGGCUCCCGGACAAGGUUCGUGCCUUCCUGAGCCGCCAGGUGCCCUUCCCCAGCCGGCUGGGGCAGCCCGAGGAGUUCGCCCACCUGGUGCAGGCUGUGGCGGAGAACCCCAUGCUCAACGGCGAGGUCAUCCGGCUGGACGGCGCCAUCCGAAUGCAGCCUUAGGGAGCCAUGGGUGGGGGUGGGGGUGUGUUUUGUGUGGUGACUGCAGAUGGACAGGGACCAGGGAGGAGCCGCUGGUCCCCCCCCCCCCCCCCCCCCAGAGUCCGUCCCUGGUCCCAUGGUCCUGUCCCGUCCCCUCUCCCCACCCGAACUCGGUGGUGGGGACCACCCCCCAUCGUCUGGGUCCUCGGUCACCGGUCCUGGUGGAGUUACCAUGUUCUCCGUGUGCUGGCAUGUGUUUACGUACACUUACACGCGUGUGUGUGCAGUUGUGGGUGUGGACCCCUGAGCGAUUUGGGGGGGUGGGCGAUGGCGAGGGGGCUUCACGUGGUACCCUGCCUGAGCCCCGAGCGCCAGCGGUCGUUGGAGUCGCCCCAACAACCCCCCCCCUCCCU